Molecule: messenger RNA, 4299 nt
Organism: Peronospora matthiolae
Lineage: Eukaryota; Oomycota; Peronosporomycetes; Peronosporales; Peronosporaceae
Source: the annotation of a GenBank genome assembly
AUGUCCAUCCACUUCAAGUUCAAGUCCGCCAAGGAGUUCGACACCGUCACGUUCCCCGGCGCAGUCAUCCGCGUCUUGGACUUGAAGAAGGCGAUUGUCGACAAGAAGAAACUGGCGAAGGGACUGGACUUUGACCUGGUGAUCACGGACGCCCAGAACGGCAAAGUGUACGACGACGAGACGACGCAAUUGCCGCGGAACACCAGCGUCACGGUCAAGCGCAUCCCGAGUCAGCAGCCAGGCAGUGGCCUCCUCGCUCGGAUGAAGCACGAAGCGGCUGUGGCGGCGGCAGCAGCAGCUGCUGCAGCUAUUCACGCGUCGCCAGUUGUCGCGCCGUUCGCUGGACCGUCGCCGGGAUUGCCCGCUGGCUUAUCGCCCACACAGCCAAUGAGUAAUCUUGCGCUGAAUACGGGAGAUGCGGCUGCAGAAGGAGGGGCACAGACAAUGGAAGACGAAAUGGCGGCAUUGCAGUCGAUCCAUGAACAGGCCGAAGAUAUGCGCGGCGCGCGAUCCGGCAAUAAAACGUGGACAGCGUCCAGCGGCAGCAAUGCCAAUAACGUGAUGAACUACUACGCAGCCAAUAGCGCAGCUGGAGAAGCAGGUGGACGAACAAGUGGAGCUGGUGGUCGCGGGUUUGGUCGCGGGGGACGAGGCGGCGACUUUAGUGGACGCGGUGGACCAAUGAAUGGAAGAGGUGGGGGCCGGGGCACAGGAGCUGCUGCUGCUGCUGCUGGGGCUGGUCCGAACGCACUCGGCAAUCCACCCACCAACUAUGUGUGCUAUCGAUGUGGCACACCUGGGCAUUACAUCCAAAAUUGCCCGACAAAUGGCGAUCCAGAGUUUGAUCAACAUCGUGUGAAAAAGAAAACGGGGAUUCCCAAGUCGUUUAUGAAGGCGGUGAGCGAUCCGAGCGAGAUACCCGUAGGUGCGGGCAAAACGGUAGUGAACGCGCCGUGGGGCGGGCUAGCUGUGAUAGAACCGCAGAAUAAAAAUUUCUCUAAAUUAAUGGCUCGGUCAGGCGGCUCGGCCACCUUGGAUCAAUUCAUCUCGAAUCCACCCGAGCACUUGGCAUGUCCCCUUUGCAAACGGCUCAUGAGCGACGCUGUGCUUAUUCCGUGCUGCCAAGAGUCUGCUUGUGACGAGUGCUUGCGUAGCGCCCUGAUUGAGCAUAAGCUUACAUGCCCGCUUUGUGACGCGAGCAAUAUGUCACCGGAGAAGCUUUUGCCGAACAAGGUGCUUCGGACUUCCGUGGACGAGUUUCUGAGACGUGCACGCACAGAGCAGCAAGAGCGGGAACAGUUGGUUAAGGAAGCGGAAGAGAAAGCAUUAGCCAAGCAGAAAGCUGCAGAACUAGCCGCAAAUUCCGCGACGCGUCGAUCUGGUGACAGCGCGGAUGCUACUUUGGAGAUAAAAAAGGGAAGAAAAGGUGACGGGGACGAAGAUGAAGAGGAUGAGUUUGGCGGCGACAUUUUUGGCGACGGGGACGAGAUCGCAGAUGCUGCGUCACCGCAACAGUCUGCUGCUACGGCAUUGGCGUCUCCCCUGCAGCCUUCAGAGCAGCCUCCGCUUCCUAAAGACGACAAGGAUGUAGCACCGGAUGGCCCGAUUCGAAAGGCAAGCGAUGCGUCGUCUGGUGGAGGGAAUCAAACAAGCAAAACUGCGGAUACUUGCUCGCCCAGCUUAGGGCCACAAGCCGCUUCUGCUGGUCACGGUCUUCCUGGACACCAAAUGCCAUGGGGCCCUGAUGGCCCUCGUGGCCCGUUGAUGGGCUUUAAUGGUCCUGCCGGUCCAUGGUUUGACGGGCCUCCGCGUGGUCAGCUAGGGCCGUGGUUUGACGGUCGGCCUGGUCCGUGGUUUGAUGGUCCAUUCCCAGGGCCGGGCGGGCCCCGGGGUACUAUGAAGGGCGGGCGCGGAGGCGGUCGAGGUCGUGGGGGUCGUGGAAUGCCUCCUCCUGGCUACUUUGGUGGUCCUGGUCCUGAUUACUUUGGCCCUCCACCUGGACACCCUGACUACUUUGGACCUCCGUUGCGAUGGUUUGACGGACCGAUGCCUCCGUUUGGUGAACGCGAAGGCAGUGGAGAUCGCUGGUUCAAAGAAGGGUCUCGCGGUCGCGAUGACGACCGACGCCGCGACCGCUCUACUUCUCGUGACAGAGAUCGAUCGCGCGCACGGAACCGAUCGACUGAUCGCGAAGGAAAACCUGAGCGCGAACGCCGUGGUGGCGAUGGGAAGGGAUCGCGGCGGUCUCGUAGUCGUGACGGCAAUGCAACGCGGGUAGCCCGGAGUGGCGACCGAGACCGCAGCAAGCGGAGUUGGAGUCAUAGUCGCAGUCGCAAGGCAGCACGCAGCCGUAGCAACUCGCGUUCUAGGCAAGACAACAGAGCUCGUGGACGUUCGAAUACUACCCGUGCUUCUUCCUCCAGACGAUCGCGCAGCACGAGCCGCAGCCGUCAUCAUCGUGAGCACAAGACCGAUAGCGUUCGCGAUGCGAACCGGAGCUCCAGUACAACCUUAAACAAAGACAGCAACAAGGACUCUAGGAAAGAUGACAGCAAGAGCUGUAACGCGGAAUCGGACAAAGACAGCAACAAGGGCGCUAGGAAAGAUGGCAUCAAGGAGGACGCUAGGAAAGAUGACAGCAACAAAGAGUCCAUAAAAGAUAGCAGCAAAGAGUCGAGGAAAGAUGACAGCAACAGAGACGCUAGGAAGAGCGACAACGUGGAUACCAGGAAAGACAGCAGCAGAGAGUCCAGGAAAGACAGCAGCAGGGAGUCCGGGAAGGAUGACAGCGACAAAGAUGCUAGAAAAGAUAGCUGCAGGGACUCCGGAAAAGGAAGCUACAGGGGCUCCAGGAAGGACAGCAACAAGGACCUGAGGAGGGACUGCAGCAACGAUUUGAGGGGAGACAGCAGCAAAGACCUGAGGAGAGGAAGAAGUAAAGACGUGAGGAGAGACAGCAGCAAAGACUUGAGGAAAAACAGCAACAAAGAUGCGAGGAAAGACAGCAACAAAGAUGCGAGGAGAGACAGCCGCAAAGACUUGAGGAAAGACAGCGACAGAGGCUCAAGCAAGGAACGCAGGAAUGACCUCAAACGUGGCUCGAGCACAAACACGAGUGCGAAGGACAAAAAGCCCAACGAAGAGGAGAAAAACCAAGUGAGCACGGUCAAGGACGUCAAGUUGGACCAGGUGGCCGCGCCUGCCAUUGAUCUUGACUUUUUGGCUGAAGCAAUGGAUGCAAGUGAUAACGAGACUUCCCUUCCGACAACUCCCGCUGCGCUCGACCGUAAGAAAAGCGAUGCAAGUAUGACAGGCAAUGAUUUCAAGUCUAAUGAAGAUAAGCGCUCUCGUAAACAUGAUUCGCGUGAGCAGAAGGAGGACUGUGGUCGCAAAGGCAGUAGCCGCUCUCCGUCUCGGAAACAUGAAAAGGCUGGCAGCCGCUCUAGCCGUGGACGAAAUCGCGAUCGCGAGCGUGACCGUAGCCCGACAUCAGAGAAGCGAGUGGAGUCGUUAUCUCGUAGCCGCCGUAGUCGCUCGCGCUCGCAGUCUCGGCGUGAAUUAUCUCGAGAAUCGUCCCGUCGACGAGCAGAUUCUUCAACCAAGCGCGCAGAAGAGAAUGGCUCAUCUUCGUCCCGUAUGAAGGGUCACGACAGUGGUGGAGACCGUGAUCGCGACCGUGUUCGAGAUCGAGGCAAUCGUGGAGAGGAUAAAGGCUCAUCGUUGUCACGUAUGAAGGGUCAGGGUGGUGGUGGAGACCGCGAUCGCGACCGUGUUCGAAAUCGGGGCAACCGCGAUCGUGAUCGGGAUCGCGACCGCGAUCAGACAAUUGAGAAAGAUCAACCUCGUGACCGCGAGAAAGCUUUAGAUGGAAAACGUGAUCGUCCACGUGAUCGCAAAGAACGCGAAGCUAAGCGUGGUCGCGAUAUUGCUGACGACGGUGCUUCUAUGGGAGGUGACCGCAAGCGACGUCGCAGUGCUGAGAAGGAGCUUCGUAAUGAGAAGAGCACAGGCGGCAGCGGACGCGUGGUCACGACAGCUUCCGGCUCCUCCCGUGGCUCACGCGGCGGGAGAAAUCGUCGUCGUGGCGGUGGUGGAUCUGGUGGCAACGGCGGAGGUGGGGGCGGCGCUGGUGGUGACGAUGACAAACGACGGAUCGAGGUGGAGAAUGAAGGAAAAAGUGGUGGGAAUGACCGGAAGCGGUCCUCUCGCAAGAAGAAGGAUGAUCGAGGAGGCAAGGGAUCCGGUGAGCCACAGGCAAAGAAGCGAUCGGUGCUGGACCGACUUGGACCGAAGCUAUGA